CUUUUCCUGAGAGUCGUACAAUGAGAUUUUCCUCCACACUAGCCCUUGCUACCACCGUUGCUUCCGUCCUGGCCGAAAAGGUUAGUCUCUACGUUGACGCCCCCAGCGCAGAAUUCCGCAGCAAGGGGCUCGAGCCAAGACAUGAGGGAGCCGCCCUCGACUACCUCUUCUUGGCCGACGGCUCCAGCUACACCUGGGACUACGACGCCGCCACAAAAAAGCUUAUUGCCCCACAGGCCCAGUACGACUUCCCAAUCACCUUGGGAGGGGCCCCAUACGUUGCCUGGGGAGCCACCAUUGGCUACGAAAGCUUCACCUUUGACAGCGAUGGCACUCUUCAGGUGAACGGCUCCAGCGACGGUUUCUACGCCUGUAAGAACACCAACGACCCGUACAGGUACUCCAGCACCUUGUAUGAGCUCAUGUACUACAAAAACUCGGAAAACGUCCCUUCCAACAGCUGCACCGCCAUUUCAUUGAAAAACGUCAAGCCUCAGCCUCUGUCAAGUGCCAGUACCGCUUCAGGCUCGUCCACCGGUCCAAACGCGUCUUCUUCCUCCCUGACCUCGACCUACCAUUCAGGGUCCGUCACUUCUGUCACUUCCCGAGUCACCGCUGUCUCAACCGAAAUCAAUACCGUCUGCCCGGGCAACUGCUCCUCAUCGGCCAUCAGCACGUUUGAGAACGAUGCCAUGGCCAUUGCUCCUGCUGGAGCUGCCGUCCUCGGAGGUAUGGCCCUUCUCUUAUUGUAACUUGCUUAGGCUCAUAUAGUUUUAGACAUGUAUUAUCUAAAUGAGUUUUAAUGGUAAUUCAAGCAAAUGUAGUUGGUAGCAAGCCCAAUACACAUCCCGACAGAUUCGCUAGUAAGACAACCGCCUGUGCUGUCACGCCAGCAGGACAUCCUAUCAAGUUGCGUGCUCUGCUCGUGUCCUUAAGUGGCUGUCGACAAAAACGGUGUGUGCCGGAAAGCCCAAUUUUCCACAUCAGGGAAUAGCUCGAGUUAACCAGCACUGCUAAAUUUGACAGGCCAUCCUCACAAACGGAGACGGUUGGGGAUCAAAACGUUGAUGGGCCCAUGCCCUCAUUUUUUGGCGUGCACCAAUACCUUCUUGAGCGAGCCACACCAGCUGCCGUUCGACUUGGCCAUCAUGUACUCCAAAAUGCUCUGCUCCAGCUGUUUUUGGUCACCCUGCCGGCUCAGAUCGACCAUGGCGCCCGCAAAAAUCAAAUUCUCCACGCUUUCUGUCGCCUUCUCCAGCUUGUUUCGGUGAUAGGCCAGCUCGCGCUCGGAAAGCGUGGUUGGCAAGGCCAAGAUCUCGCGCAAUUUCUCCCGAAUUCCGGCCAGAUCGGCACCGCCCCCCGCGUCUGCGCUCGGUAAGCUCGCCAGAUUCGUCUGGCUCCGGUUCAGCACUGUGUCCGGACAGUCGUUCCAGCCCGGAAUCUGCGCCGUGCCGUUCUGGUACGAGGUCAUGAACACGAAAGAAAUACUUUACACUUAUUUUUUUUUCCGGUUCCACCUUCUAGUCACACCUCGCACCCUACCCUGACACCUCGCGUUGCACCGCUAGCGCACGGGUCAGCACGUCCUCGAUCGACGGUCUUUGGGCCGGGUCAACCACGAGACAGUAGCGGACGAGGUCCUUGAGCGCGGGCGAGUAUUCUGGCGUUGGUGGGAAGCUGUAGCUGCCCGAGCUGAUUGCUAGCGUGAUGUUGGCCCCGUUGACGAGCUCCUCCCGCUCGAACGGCGAGUAGCCGUACAGCAGCGCGUACAGCGUGCAGCCGAGCGACCAGAUGUCGAUUUUCUCGUCGAUUUUGUCGCCGACCUUGAUGUCGAGCAGCUCUGGCGCGCGAUACGGCAGAGUGCAGUGCUCAUUGCUAAGCUCCUGGACGGUGAUGGCCUGGGCCCGCGACUUGAUGCUGACCCGCGCCCUUUCGCACGAGCCCAGGUCACACAACACCGGCGUGCCGUCCUUGGCCAGCAUGACGUUGGCCGGCUUUAUGUCUCUGUGUGCAAAACUAACCGUUUC
Ogataea polymorpha is the source of this 2027-nucleotide messenger RNA. RefSeq lists its product as uncharacterized. Lineage: Eukaryota; Fungi; Ascomycota; Pichiomycetes; Pichiales; Pichiaceae. The transcript has a single exon. Bases 21 to 752 code for a protein of 243 amino acids. The record is from RefSeq and is a predicted model, not a curated record.